UCUUGUCAUUACCAAAAAAAAUAAAAAUACCAAGAGGUAAUAUGGCCUUAGAACAACUUUUUCAAGACCAAAUAGCAGAAACUACCUUUGAUCAACGCGAUAUUUCCUUCGAAAAAUGGAAGAUAAUUGAUGAUAAUAUGCAAGAAGACAAUCUGCCUGGAGGUUUUGAGUGCAAUAUUUGCCUGGAUUUUGUAUAUGAUCCGGUUGUUACGUUAUGUGGUCACCUCUAUUGUUGGCCUUGCAUCUACAAAUGGAUACAUUUUCAGACCAUUUCUUCAGAAAAUAUCGAUAACCAACAGCCAAAAUGCCCUAUUUGCAAGGCUGAAGUGUCACAAAAAACAUUGAUUCCACUCUAUGGUCGCGGUCAAGCUACAAUAACAUCUAAAAACAAGGCCUCGAAUCUUGGUAUGGUCAUUCCACAAAGACCUCCUAGUCCGAGAUGUGGAAGUCACGGAAUAAUAGAAACUAAUAAUUCACAUUCAUCUCAGCAACCUCAUGAUCAUCUAGAACAUAUGUUAAGCCCUGGCGGCACGACAAUAGGGGAAAUUGUUUAUGCACGGAUGUUUGGGAAUUCAUCAAUUACUAAUUUGUAUACAUAUCCAAGUUCAUAUAAUCUAGCAGGAAGAGGCAAUUAUCACACGCUGAUAGAUCACUUAGCAGAAUCUGUUUUUUCCUAUGUUGUUGUUUAGUAACAUGUCUCCUCUUGUUCUGACCAUAUUCUUGCGCUUGUUGUAAAAGUAUUUAGUACAGAAAUAUGAUUAUCUUUCUUUCUUAAACUCUAUAUUAAGUUA
Messenger RNA from Solanum dulcamara, 791 nucleotides. RefSeq names its product E3 ubiquitin-protein ligase RMA1H1-like. Gene Ontology annotation, cellular component: endoplasmic reticulum. The record is from RefSeq and is a predicted model, not a curated record. Gene Ontology annotation, biological process: ubiquitin-dependent protein catabolic process. Gene Ontology annotation, molecular function: ubiquitin-like protein conjugating enzyme binding; metal ion binding; ubiquitin protein ligase activity. The transcript has a single exon. The coding region runs from base 42 to 689 and encodes 215 amino acids. Lineage: Eukaryota; Viridiplantae; Streptophyta; Magnoliopsida; Solanales; Solanaceae.